AUGGAACAAAUAAAAAAUUUCGGCCCUAGUGACGCUCAAAAUGGAACACUAGCACAAAUGUUUCGUAAUGCCGGUAUUAAUGAUGUUCAGUCUUAUGUUGGUGAUGUUCGUCAAGAAAAUAUUGACUUCAAUGAUCCAUCAAUAGUCAUGACUAAUAACGAUAAUUAUAAUCCUGUAGAUAAUUUUCAAAUGCGUUCAGUUCAAUCAAAUCGAAUUGGUAAUUUUUUAAAUAAUCCUCAACAAGGAAUUGAUAAACGUAGUAAUGGAAAAAUUGGUGUUAACAAUGUUAAACAAAUAUAUCAAAUGUAUAAAUCAUUGGAUAAAAAUGGUGAUGGUAAAAUAACAGUUGAAGAUGUCGAAAUUCUUCUUAAAGAAAUGGGUCUUGGUUUUGUUAGUAAACAUUUAGCACGUGCUGUAUUCGAUAUUGUUGAUACAAAUCAUAAUGGUCAAUUAGAUUUUCGUGAUUUAUUAGCAUUAACCAGUCUUCUUAAACGUUUAUCAUCUUCGUCAGCUUCUUCAGAUAGGUUUUAA
This is a messenger RNA of Rotaria sp. Silwood2, 531 nucleotides long. Lineage: Eukaryota; Metazoa; Rotifera; Eurotatoria; Philodinida; Philodinidae. The record is from the annotation of a GenBank genome assembly.